CGCGUCGCCGAUCCCCUUUCCGCGCCCCGCUCCGGAGGUGGGGGACCGGCCGGGGCCUUGCGGGGGAGGCCCGUGGAGGGCGCGACGGGCUCGGCCGCCGGGCUGGCCUUUUCCCCACUGGUCUUCCGAGUCGACCGGCUCUGGCGGUGGGGACCGGGCCCGGUCCUCGGAUGCCUCCUCCUCCGUGGCAGUUUUUUGUCCAAGUCCCGCCCUGGAGAAGACCGUGGACCGGCCCCGGGAGCCGCUGUUGGAAAUCAUUCACCCUGUCUGCGCUGGUCUGUCUGCGGACCUUCGGUUCUCUUCUAUUGCCUUAUGUGUCUAUCCAUUGCCAGCACCACACAGACUGGCGCCUGUGGCUGUAUCGUAAGAUUUGAAAUCAGGUAGGGUCAGUCCUUUCUUCUGUUUGAAAACCAUUUUGGCCAUUGUAGGUCCUCUGCUUUGUCGUGUCAAUUUAGAUCAAUUUGUCAAUUUCUACAAGAAAAUCCUGCUCCUAUGUUUAUGGUGAUUGUGCUGGGUCUGGACAUCAAUCUGGGGAGAAUUGACGUCUUAAACAUAUAGAGAAUUCUAAUCCAUGAACAAACAUCUCUAUUUGUGUAGGUUUUGUUAUCCUUUAUCAGUGUUUUGCAGUUUUUGCAUACAGACCUUGUACAUAUUUUUAUUAACAUUUAUACCUAAGUAUUUCAAGGUAUUUUUGGUACGAUUGGAAAUCAUAUUCUUAAAUUUCAAUUUCACAUUGUUUGUUGAUACUAUAUAGAAUUACAGUUAAUUUUUAUUUCUCUACCUUGUAUCCUGCAACCUUGCCAAAAUCACUUGUUAGUUCUACUACUAAUUUAUUUUUUAUUCGGUUAUUUUUUCAAAGGCACCUGAGCUAACAUCUGUUGACAAUCUUCCCUUUUUUCCUUCUUCUCCCCAAAGCCCCCCAGUACAUAGCUGUAUAUUUCUAGUUGUAGGUCCUUCUGGCUGUGCUGUGUGUGCUGUGUGCUGCCCCAGCAUGGCCUGAUGAGCGGUGCCAUGUCUGCACCAAGGAUCCAAGCCUGCAAAACCCUGGGCUGCUGCUAUUCCUUUCUUUUGCCGUGUUGUACCAGCUAGGACCUCCUCGUACGAUGCUCACAAGGAAGAGUGAGACAGACGUCCUUCGUGGUCCUGGUCCGGCACCACAGCAUGGGAGGUCAGCUGUGGGGCUUCAUGGAUGCCCUUCUUCAGGGCAGACCAAGUCCGCACAGAAAAUUGAAGACUUGAUGGAAUUGGUGAAGAAGUUGCAGAAAGUGGGAAGCCUAGAGCCCAGGGUGGAAGUCCUGAUUAACCGGAUUAACGAGGUUCAGCAAGCAAAAAAGAAAGCCAGUGAGGAGCUGGGAGAGGCCCGGACUGUCUGGGAGGCACUGCAGAAGGAACUGGACUCAUUGAGUGGAGAGAAAGUACGCAUGAAAGAGAUCUUGAGCAAGAAGCAAGAGACCCUGAGGAUCCUUCGGCUCCACUGCCAGGAGAAGGAAGGGGAGGCACAGAGGAAGCAAACCAUGCUGCAAGAGUGCAAGGAGCGAAUUUCUUCCCUGAACUCCCAGAUCGAGGAAGAGAAGAACAAACAGAGGCAGCUGAGGUUGAAUUUUGAGGAACAGCUAGAGGAUCUGAUGGGCCAGCACAAGGAUCUCUGGGAAUUCCACAGGCCAGAGCAUCUGGCCCGGGAGAUUGGCGCCCUGGACAGCAGCAAGGAGCAGUUGCUCAAAGAAGAGAAGCUGGUGGAGGCAAAGCUGGAGGAUGUGAAGCAUCGCCUGUGCUCCCAGUUUGGGGCCAGGGGCUGCUCAGCCAUCACUGAGGGGCUUUUCCUCCGCAGCCAGGAGGCAGCAGCUGCAGUACAUCUCUUUGAGGAGGAGAACAGGAAUGCCCAGCGGCUCCUGGAGGCUGCUGCCCAGCGCCACGAGCAGCUGCAGCAGAAGUGCCAGCAGCUGCAGCAGCAGAGGCAGAGGCUGAAGGAAGAGCUGGAAAAGCUUGGGGUGCAGGUUCCUGCUGGAGCCCAGAGCAUGCAAGAGGAAGCGGUUGGCCCUGGAGAAGCUGCCAAUCCCAAGCCCCUCGGAGUCAGUGAGGAGAACGACCCAGAGCUGCUCACCGAGCAGGGCCCGAUGCCCUCCUAGGCAAGGAGGACCCACUCUGCCCUGGAGCUUAUUCCAUGGACUUUGGCAAAUAAAGACUCUAUUUCAGUA
This is a messenger RNA of Equus caballus (horse), 2195 nucleotides long. NCBI's taxonomy places the organism in Eukaryota, Metazoa, Chordata, Mammalia, Perissodactyla, Equidae. The record is from RefSeq and is a predicted model, not a curated record.